Molecule: messenger RNA, 793 nt
Organism: Brienomyrus brachyistius
Lineage: Eukaryota; Metazoa; Chordata; Actinopteri; Osteoglossiformes; Mormyridae
Exons: 2
Coding region: 186-362 (58 amino acids)
Source: RefSeq, a predicted model, not a curated record
CAAGUAGCGAAUGUGCGGAAGCUGUACUAUCGGCGCAUUUUUCAACCGCAGUAUGCAGAUAUUCGAAUGACCCAAAAGAGGAUUCGUGUGUCUGGCGCUUAUGAAACAAUAACAAGGAUUGUCUUUUCAAAAAAAUCAUUCUCUUUCAUCGGUGGACGUUUACUGUUGGAAGACUUGCAUGGGAAAUGUUUCGCCGGCGUAUUCCCUUUCACCAGGUAGCCAUGGCAGUGAUAGUCGGGGUUGUCGGUGGCAUUUAUGUAUACAGACCGAUUUUUCACUCACCUGACUGGAUGCGCCGCUCCUCUGAGCCAAACCCCGGCGGGAAUCUGGAGGGCAAAGCAGAAGAAAAUGUUAAAGAUUAACCCAUAAUCCUGUGCUAUAAUUAUAAUCAUCAUCAUCAUCAUCAUCAUCCUCAUCAUCAUCAUCAUCCUCCUCCUCCUCCUCUUAAAUAAAUUACUUAGUCUACGAAACUUUUUUGCACGUUGUAGGAAUGUCUGUUGUACACUUGAAGACUCGAAAUCCCCACUUUUAAAAUACCCAUUAAUUGAUAAUGCUGCAUGUGGUCAAAGAACUUAAUUAUCAUCAUAAUUACUUCGUGGUGGGAGUUGUAAAUCAAAUCACGACACCUUGGAUAAAACUGAUUGCCAAAAAAUAUCUGUUAACGGUUUUAUAUUCUCUCGUAUUGUCAAAGUAUUGUUUGGUUUGAAGUUUUUUUCUGUCAAGGAGCUUCGGAGCUUUGCGAUGUUUACCCAGUGUAAAGUAGGCUUAUUAAAAUGUGUUUAAAUACAUGGAA